This is a messenger RNA of Cotesia congregata, 1590 nucleotides long. The record is from the annotation of a GenBank genome assembly. Lineage: Eukaryota; Metazoa; Arthropoda; Insecta; Hymenoptera; Braconidae.
AUGGCGGAGUUCAGAGGGUACCACAUCCCGUCAUUCGGCGCGACAGUGAACGUCGUGUGGGAAACGAUAAAGAUGAAACUACCAGAAAAUAGCCCCUGCAUGGAAUUAAUCCGAGGACCUGAACCGGGACAACCAAGACCGGGGGUCGGACAGGGUUUCCAGCCAUAUGGCGAGGGUGAAAACACUGAAAUGACUGAGAUGAAUGGAGAGCAGGCGUUUGGGGGUCCACAAAAUUCCGGAGUCGCUGAAGAGUCGUUUAGUUAUCAACGUAAUGGGGAUAAAAUUCGCGGAGGAAGUGUUAGCAGCGGCGGGUUCAGUGAAUACGAUGACGGGGGCGGAGAAUUUGCCAGCGGAAUUAAAAUUAACGAAUGGCAAGCUGCAUGGAAUGUCACCAAUGCCAUCCAGGGAAUGUUCAUCGUCUCUUUACCAUUCGCGGUUCUCCGUGGAGGCUACUGGGCGAUUGCAGCGAUGAUAGGAGUGGCGCACAUCUGCUGUUACACCGGUAAGAUUCUCGUGGAAUGUCUGUACGAGCUGGACCCAGUGACCGGCCAGCGAGUCCGUGUGCGUGACUCAUACGUAGCGAUCGCUAAAGAAUGUUUCGGGCCUAGAUGGGGAGCAAGAGCAGUAAACAUCGCGCAAAUAAUAGAACUCCUAAUGACCUGCAUACUCUACGUAGUAGUGUGUGGGGACCUGAUGAUCGGGAGCUACCCAGAGGGACCAAUAGACGCGCGAAGCUGGAUGAUGCUGAUCGGUAUAUUCUUGAUACCCUUGGGCUUCCUCAAGUCGCUUCACCACGUCUCUGUCCUCAGCUUCUGGUGCACGAUGGCCCACAUUUUUAUCAACGUAAUAAUCCUGGGGUACUGCAUCCUGGAGAUAGCAGACUGGGGAUGGGCCAAAGUAAAGUGGACCAUCGACAUCGAGACCUUCCCCAUCUCCCUGGGUGUCAUCGUCUUCAGUUACACUUCUCACAUCUUCUUGCCUACUCUCGAGGGUAAUCUGAUCGACCGGUCCAAGUUCGACUGGAUGUUGGACUGGAGCCACAUCGCAGCGGCUCUCUUCAAGUCCGUCUUCGGCUGGGUCUGCUUUUUGACCUUCCAAAACGACACCCAGCAGGUGAUCACCAACAAUCUUCAUUCAGUCGGCUUCAAAGGUCUGGUAAAUUUUUGCCUGGUCAUCAAGGCUCUGCUGUCCUACCCGCUGCCUUAUUACGCAGCUUGCGAGUUGCUAGAAAGGGCUUUUCUUCGCGGCAGACCCAAGACUAUUUUCCCGACGAUCUGGACAGUAGACCACGAACUCAAGGUCUGGGGUCUUGCCUGGCGGGUCGGUGUUAUUGUCUUCACUAUUAUGAUGGCGAUUUUCAUCCCUCACUUCAGUAUUCUGAUGGGCUUCAUUGGUUCUUUCACUGGAACUAUGCUCUCCUUCAUCUGGCCGUGCUAUUUUCACCUUAAACUUAAGAGGAACUCGAUGGAGAUGCGGGAAGUCGCUUACGACUGUUUUGUUAUUGGGUUAGGAGUUGUCUUCGGGGUGAUCGGUGUCUUCGACUCGGGCAAGGCUCUUAUCAAAGCCUUUGAAAUAGGUCUUCCAUUUUAA